AUGGUCGUUGGGAAGAAGUUGGCCAAAGAGUCCCUGCUGCCGUCUGUGCUGGAGGAUGAUGACGCGGAGACGGAGAGCGAGAAAGCGCAGCUGGGUGGGAUAGGGAGCCGACCACCCAGCAGACCCAGGAAAGCUUUCAGUAGGGGAAGUGUUGACAGACAGACAGUGACCCGGUCAGGGUCCGGCCGCCACUCUAGCCCUGAGGGGGAGGUGUCAGUCAGGGGUGAGAGAAAGGAGGAUGAGGGGGAAGAGGAGGAAGAAGAGGGCAGUGGAGGUGGCGAUGGAGACACACAGGAGAGGGGGAAGGAAUGUGUCAUCACAGCUUCAGAUGAGGACUAUGACACAGACUUGGAGCUGGGAGAUGUGAGGGAGGCGUAUGACCCGACGGGCCAGACUCGAUACAGGGAGGCGUGUAGAAUGUUCAACGUAGUCCCUGUAUCCUAUUUCCUGAAACACAUGGGCAACACUGAGCUGACCAUGAUGCACCAUGGCCUAGGGCCUCAGGGCACCAAAGCACUGGCGGUUUCCUUGGUAACCAACACUUCCCUCCUGAAGCUGAACCUCAGGGAUAAUUGCAUGGAAGGGACUGGCGGGGCUGCCAUGGCCGAGAUGUUAAAGGAGAACUGUUACAUCACAGAAGUGGACUUGGGGGAGAACAGGCUGGGGGAGUGUGGUGCCCAGACCCUGUCCAGUAUGCUGCUGGAGAACACCACACUGGUCUCACUCAGCAUGUCCGGGAACGAGCUGGCUGACCGGGCCGCACAACACCUGGCCCAGACCCUGACCUCCAACACCAAGCUGGAGACCCUAGACCUCAGUCACAACACCAUAGGAGAUGCAGCAGGUCAGGUCCUGGGACAUGCUAUCGCUGAGAACACAGGGCUGAAAUCAUUGAGUCUGGCCUGGAACUGUAUACGCGGGAAAGGAGCGGUGGCUUUGGCUAAAGGCCUUGGGGCCAACAUAUUCCUCAGAACACUGGAUCUGUCUUACAACGGCCUGGGUAAGGAUGGAGCCGUAGCUUUAGGAGAGGCUCUCAAAGACAACAACACUCUAGAGGACCUCAAUAUAAGUAACAAUCGAAUACCCCCUGAAGGUGCGAUCCGCUUCACCAUGGGCCUGAAAGUAAACAAAACAAUAAAAAAACUCAAUAUGGGGAGGAAUCCUAUACAGACUGCCGGGUGUUACGGAGUCCUGAAAGCAAUCCAGGGAAACCCAGAAUCAGCUAUGGAGUGCCUGGACUUUUCUGACAUAACAGUGAAUCAGGACUUUGAGGAUUUGGCUGAGGUGCAGAGCAAGCUCCACUUAGACCAGGACUAUCCCUGUGAGGUGGUGGGGAGCUGGAAUACCUGGUACCAAGCUGGUAAGUAG
This is a messenger RNA of Salvelinus namaycush (lake trout), 1368 nucleotides long. RefSeq names its product leucine rich repeat containing 74B (gene lrrc74b). The transcript has 11 exons. Gene Ontology annotation, molecular function: protein binding. The record is from RefSeq and is a predicted model, not a curated record. NCBI's taxonomy places the organism in Eukaryota, Metazoa, Chordata, Actinopteri, Salmoniformes, Salmonidae. Bases 1 to 1368 code for a protein of 455 amino acids.